UAGCAUAGCCUACCCUACCACAGGCGCGUACCACAACUCUGAGCCGAGAAGGGAAAACAACAGUAAUUGGGGCCCCUGGGCGGUAAGGGUAUUCUGUGCUGGCUUCAGCAAGUCCUCCUACCGCAUGGUGAGAGGAGAGAAAAGAGGCUUUUGGCAAUGGUGCUACACAAGAAUAAAUGGGAUCGGAAAGCUACGAAAGCGCAUGAGCGGAAACUAAAAGCUGCUGGGAAGGUCGUUGAUGGGGCGGCGGCAGGGCCCGUGAAAGCUACGGAGAAGGGGGUUAAGGAUGGAGGACCCGUGCUGGGCGCACCACUAGCCGGUAGUGAUGUGAGGGGAAAGGAGAAGGAGGGGGAGCCGGUGGUGGGGAGCCGAAGUGAUAGCGAAGCCGAUGAGCAAUCUGGUUCAGAUGAAGGAGACUCGGCAGCCUUCCGGAAACGCACCCUACAAAACAACGCUUGGCGAUACUUGGAAGAGGAGGAAGUCCCCGGCGCGGAGCCAGUCAUCGAGGACCCAGAACCUGACUACGCAAGAUUAACAAUUGGCAAAGAAGUUGACUUCUCACACCCCUCCUCCUCCGUCGCUGCCAAAAAUAAUGUGCCGCUGCCAAUCGAAGACAUAGAUGAGGAAUUCCUGAGGGAGAGCUUCCAGGCUUCCUGCACUUUCACCUCCAAUUCUGUGCCGUCCAGCUCCCGCGCUCGACAGGACAGGGACAAGGACGGGGGUGAUAGAACGGGGAGAGUUGUUCGGGUUCCUAAAAGUCAAUUCGUUGAUGUUACCGAAAAGAUAUCGAAGCAGACGGCGGCGGAGGCGUUCCGGCAGAGGUUUGGAACUAAGAAGGCGAAGCCUCGCCCGGAGCUAGAGGCCGAGGAGGGGGAAGAUGAUUUGGAUUCGUUCUUUGAAGAAUUGGAUCGUGCUCGUGAUGGAGGUGAGAGCCAUAUUCUCUCCCCUGUUUUUCUUCCUGCCCCUUGGGGGAGAGAUUUGAAGGAGAUUAUUGGUUGGUGUGGGGGACGGGGGUUUAUUGAGGGUUUGUCUAAAAAUAAGGAGUGGGGGUUGAUUGGAGGAGGAUAUAAAUUGGGGAGUGUGAUAUGA
Molecule: messenger RNA, 1089 nt
Organism: Tuber melanosporum (Perigord truffle)
Lineage: Eukaryota; Fungi; Ascomycota; Pezizomycetes; Pezizales; Tuberaceae
Exons: 3
Coding region: 157-1089 (310 amino acids)
Source: RefSeq, a predicted model, not a curated record